AGGCAUUUCGUUCUCACCGUACACUAGUACCAUACCAUUGGACGGAGUACUAGGUAAAUCAUGUGCGCCCACCUAGUUGUACCGAGAUGGCGUCAUGUUCAAACAGCGAGACUUGGUUGUCAUUAUGCCCAACUAACAUACUUACACGUGGUUGGUGCGCUGGAAAAGUGUUUCUCCUGAGUACCUACAAUAUCAAAUAAGCGUACUACAUAGGUAGAAUGAGGUAAUAUCAAGAUAUGAACUGCAGAUGCUCACGGCGAUCAGUGUAGAUCAGCUUUCAAAAAUCGACCAAGGAAGAUGAUUUCAUCGUCGCCAAAACCAUGACAAGAGCCAGCUCCAGACCCAGCGCCUUUCCCAACCCGCCCCACAUCAAAAUAUCUACAUGUACCUAGGUAGCUGGAUACCUACUAGCUCGCCUGGGUAGGUACCUGCUAGCCCUCACAUGCAUUAUCUUCUGCUCAGUUGCCGCUUCAGUAACUGGAAUUGUAAACUCGACAACCCAACGCUGUACGCCAACAGUAUAUUCUUUUAUCGAUAAGCCGACCUCCUAGUAUCGGACAUUCGUUUCAUUCCACCAUGUUGAUACUCCCGUCUCGCGCCUGUCCCGUGCCCAGCUAGUGUCUAUCUCGCUGGCUUGUCUGUGCGUGCAUCGUGGGGAUGAGGAGGUCACCUCUCCCCGUGCUGGCCUCUCUUCCGGGCCGGGCGCGAUGGCCACUCUACUGUCGUGAUGUUUACUCUGUGUUUUGGACUUCCUCAUUCAAGCAACUUAGCUUCAUAUCGUCGACUAGCGCAGCACGCGGUAUCGGCGAUGCCGCCUCACCUCCUCCGGACUCUCAACUGAGGCUUCCUUUUCAUCUCGAGACAGGCGUUGCACUUUUUGCGAAGCGCACACCUCGGCCCUUUCCCCCUCCUUUCUUGUCACCGCCCUCCGGCUCCUUCUCAGACCCCCUGAGCACCCAUCAUCAGAGUCGUGACAGGCGCGUCUUCGUUCAUGGAGAGCUUAUUCGGGGUUACACUAAUGGCGAUGAUGCUGUCUAUGCUAGUGACCACUUCAUAUGUGCCAACGAUGGGGUUGGUGCGUGGUCAUCUCGGCCGAGAGGUCACGCUGGUCUGUGGUCUCGAUUGAUCUUGCAUUUCUGGGUGGAAGCUAUGGAAGAAGAUAUGGCUAAAUCUCAGUGGCCAAGCUCCACCUAUCAACCUGACCCAAGACGAUAUCUGCAGAGGGCGUACGAAAGAACAGUUGAGGCUACAACUGGGCCAAUCAACUGUCUAGGAACAACGACGGCUACUGGUGCGCAACUCUUCUACAAAGGAGACUUGAGCAACCCGCAAUCAAAUAUUGUGCCACUUCUAUAUGUAACGAAUCUAGGCGAUUCACGAGUGAUGGUCAUCCGCGUGAAAACUCGGGAAAUAUUAUACCAAACAAAAGAGCAGUGGCAUUGGUUUGAUUGCCCGAGACAACUCGGCACCAACAGUCUAGACACGCCAGAUCAGAAUGCUACAGUCGACACCGUAGAGCUUGCCGAAGGAGAUUUAUGUCUUGCCAUGUCUGACGGAGUCACCGAUAACCUCUGGGAACAUGAGAUUGUCGACAACGUGUUGAAAAGCGUAGAGCGCUGGGAAGCUGGAGAAGGCGGCCCUGCCCAUGGUGAUCGCACUCAUGGCGCAAACGGCGGCAUGGUAUUUGUGGCUCAGGAACUCAUGAAGGCGGCCAAAGCUAUUGCAACUGACCCCUUUGCGGAGUCUCCAUAUAUGGAACACGCCAUUGAAGAAGGACUAGCUAGCUCAGGUGGGAAACUUGACGAUAUCAGCGUUGUAGCCGGGUUAUGCCGACGUGCCUCUGCGUAGGAUUAAGGGUAUGCGUGUAGGUCUGGAGGCACUCUGUUCAUUAGGCCGUUUUGAAGUUUUAGAUAUCAUAUUAAGGGUACGAAGUUGGACGGACAUAGGCGUUCGGACUUCCAACCUUACUACUAUAUAGAAUGUUAGUUACAUGGACGAUGUUGGGUGGGGCCGGCUUUAAUAGGGCGUUUCGGCAUGCAUCAGCGCAUUGGCAGAGUCACAGAGUCAAUCUGCUACAUCAUAUCUUGCAAUAAGAAAAUAUCAUCGUUUCGAAUAUGAAGGGCGAGAGAGUACAAUACGUAGUGAAGUUCUUACGGGUCAAACCUAAGGGAGGUUAGGAAACACCUACUUAAAAUACUUAUUAGGUACAUAGCUACAUAGGUACUGUAGAGGUACCUACCUACCUACGGGUACCUAACCUACCGAAGUGCAUAGGUACCUAUAUAAGAUAGUGGGGUAUAUGCAAGUAAAUACCCACACACGUAGGAUAUCCGAUAUCGAUAAAGAAGUUAAGAGUGCUAAUACAUC
Messenger RNA from Xylaria bambusicola, 2367 nucleotides. Its product is annotated as phosphatase 2C-like domain-containing protein. Bases 658 to 1848 code for a protein of 396 amino acids. The record is from RefSeq and is a predicted model, not a curated record. NCBI's taxonomy places the organism in Eukaryota, Fungi, Ascomycota, Sordariomycetes, Xylariales, Xylariaceae. The transcript has 3 exons.